UCUCGGGGAAGCGAAGCGGAGCGCGGCGUCGCUCCUCCUAUGACGCGAACGCCACCGCCACCCUGAAGCUGAGGAGACGGAAAAGGGCGGAAGGACGCGGCCUCGGGGCCUGCAGCCGGGGAGCUCCCCUCAUUCACAGGAAUGGAAACAAAAAGUGGGAAUCAAGAAAAGGCCAUGGAAGAGGAAAGCAGUGAGAAGAAAAAGGAAGUAGAAAAAAAGAAAAGGUCUAGAGUUAAACAGGUGCUGGCCGAUAUUGCCAAGCAAGUGGACUUCUGGUUUGGUGAUGCAAAUCUUCACAAGGAUAGAUUUCUUCGGGAGCAGAUCGAAAAAUCUAGGGAUGGGUAUGUUGAUAUAUCACUUCUUGUGUCUUUUAAUAAAAUGAAAAAAUUGACCACAGAUGGGAAAUUAAUAGCCAGAGCACUGAAAAGUUCAGCUGUUGUAGAGCUGGACUUAGAAGGCACCAGAAUAAGGAGGAAAAAACCUCUGGGGGAAAGACCAAAGGAUGAGGAUGAGCGGACAGUGUAUGUGGAAUUACUUCCCAAAAAUGUUAACCACAGCUGGAUUGAAAGAGUGUUUGGAAAAUGUGGUAAUGUUGUUUAUGUUAGCAUACCACAUUAUAAAUCUACAGGAGAUCCAAAGGGAUUUGCAUUUGUGGAAUUUGAAACAAAAGAACAAGCCGCAAAAGCUAUUGAGUUCCUUAACAACCCCCCAGAAGAAGCGCCAAGAAAACCGGGUAUAUUUCCUAAGACAGUGAAAAAUAAGCCGAUUCCAGGUCUCAGGGUAGCAGAAGAAAAGAAGAAGAAAAAGAAGAAGAAAGGCCGAAUGAAGAAGGAAGACAACAUGCAGGCCAAAGACUCGAACGCGGAUGUGGAAGUAAGUAAAGAGAAUGUCUGCAAAGUGAAAAGAUCUAGGCCCACCUCGGACGGCUCCGAAACGGAGGCUCCUGAACCCCAGAAGCCACCCUCGAAGAAAAAGAAAAAACGGGAGAAGGCCGAAGCGUCCGGCUUACCUCUAGUCAGAGCAGGAAAAAGGAAGCGAAGUAACUCUGAAGACACAGAAGGGAAUCCAGCGUCCAAAGUAAAGAAAACGGCUCCGAAAGAAGACAUUAAAAAAGAGACUUCAGAAAGCUCCAAAGAAAACAAAGACUUAGAAGUUUCCACGGAAGAGGAGAAGGAUACAGGAGACAUCAAAGAUGGGUCGCUCUCCAAAACAAAACGGAAGCACAAGAAGAAGCAUAAGGAGAGGCACAAAAUGGGAGAAGAGGUGAUCCCUCUGCGUGUACUGUCCAAGAGUGAAUGGAUGGAUUUGAAAAAAGAGUAUUUAGCGCUGCAAAAAGCCAGCAUGGCAUCUUUAAAGAAAACAAUAUCCCAAAUAAAAUUGGAAUCGGAAAUGGAGACAGAGCAUGGAGUUUCUAAUAAGUCUGAAAUAAAAAAUGAAAAAGCAAACAGUGAAGAGCGUGGACCCCAGGAGAAGGUUCAUGCACCCGGCCCGCAGUUUGUGAGCGGAGUAAUUGUGAAGAUUCUCAGCGCUGUCCCUCUGCCUGGCAGGAAGCUCAUCAGGGAUACUUUGGCAGCCAUCUCAGAAGUUGUAUAUGUUGAUUUGCUGGAAGGAGACACAGAGUGCCACGCCCGAUUCAAAACUCCUGAGGAUGCCCAGGCAGUCAUUAAUGCAUAUGCAGAAAUUAAAAAGAAGCACUGCUGGAAACUCGAGAUCCUUUCUGGUGACCAUGAGCAGAGGUACUGGCAGAAGAUUUUGGUAGAUAGACAAGCCAAACUUAAUCAACCUCGGGAAAAGAAGAGAGGUACUGAGAAGUUAAUCACCAAAGCAGAGAAGAUUAGACUGGAAAAGACUCAGCAAGCAAGUAAACACAUUAGAUUUUCUGAAUAUGAUUGAAAAGUUUUGGUUUACCUCUGAAUAUUUCACUGGAUACUUAAGCUAUUAAAAAUAAAAUAAAAAUCCAUUUUUAUUAUAGUAAUACAUAGUGAUUGUUUCUCUAAAAUGUACAAUUAAUGAAAAGAAAUGCCUUUACGGGGCUGGAGUGAUAAUACAGUGGGGAGACCAUUUGCCUUGCACACGGCCGGCUCGAGUUUGAUCCCUGGCAUCCCAUAUGGUCCCCCAAGCACUGCCAGGAGUAAUUUCUGAGUGCAGAGCCAGGAGUAACCCCUGAGUGUUGCUGGGUGUGA
This is a messenger RNA of Sorex fumeus (smoky shrew), 2183 nucleotides long. RefSeq names its product La ribonucleoprotein 7, transcriptional regulator (gene LARP7). Gene Ontology annotation, biological process: RNA processing. Gene Ontology annotation, cellular component: nucleus. Lineage: Eukaryota; Metazoa; Chordata; Mammalia; Eulipotyphla; Soricidae. The record is from RefSeq and is a predicted model, not a curated record. The transcript has 13 exons. Bases 142 to 1893 code for a protein of 583 amino acids. Gene Ontology annotation, molecular function: mRNA binding.